This is a messenger RNA of Capronia epimyces CBS 606.96, 1524 nucleotides long. RefSeq lists its product as uncharacterized. Gene Ontology annotation, biological process: double-strand break repair via homologous recombination. Gene Ontology annotation, molecular function: nucleic acid binding; ATP binding; four-way junction helicase activity. Gene Ontology annotation, cellular component: cytoplasm; chromosome. The transcript has a single exon. The record is from RefSeq and is a predicted model, not a curated record. Bases 1 to 1524 code for a protein of 507 amino acids. NCBI's taxonomy places the organism in Eukaryota, Fungi, Ascomycota, Eurotiomycetes, Chaetothyriales, Herpotrichiellaceae.
AUGCCUCGGGCGCCGUUGCCGUUGAAACGCAGUGUUAGUAUCACCGAUCUCCGUUUCACUCUGCGCCGGGUCUUUGGCAAAGACUCGUUUCGACCGCUGCAGGAAGAAGUCAUCACUGCUGCCGUUGCCGGCCACGAUGUCUUCCUCUGUGCAGCCACCUCAUUCGGGAAGUCCCUCUGCUACCAACUGCCCGCCGUGGUGUCUUGGGGAGUCACCGUCGUCAUUUCUCCGCUGCUCGCUCUGAUGCACAACCAAGUCCAGUCGGCACAGGAACUGGGUAUCGCAGUCGAGUCCAUCAAUGGCAGAACCCCGUGGGCCGAAAAGGUGCGCAUUGAGACGGACCUUCUUUGUGGGCAUCCCGCGACCAAGCUGCUUUAUGUGACCCCUGAACUCUGUGCAACCGAUCAUUUCCGCAAACUCAUCCUCCAAAUCCAUCGCCAGGGUCAACUUGUCCGCGUCGCCAUUGAUGAGGCCCAUUGCAUUAGUGAAUGGGGUCACGAUUUCCGCCCGACGUACAAGGAGCUCAUAUGGCUGAAGUCGACCCUCAACUGCCCGUCGGUCCCUAUCAUGGCCGUGACCGCCACGGCGACCAGGCAGGUCCGAGACGACAUCUUCAGCAUUCUCGGACUCGAUGAUGGGACAACUCGAUGUUUCUCAACCUCGACCGUACGGCCCAACAUCCACUACGAGGUACAGUAUUUCUCCGAGUCGAACCCGGAAAACGGCGAGAACGACAUCCUACCCUAUCUCAUGAGCAGACUGGAGUUCAUGCACCAAAGACGCCUGGCACGGCUCAAUUCUCUCUUGCAGGAGGAUGCGGCUGCUGUGGUGGCACCUAUCAGCGGUAUCAUAUAUGUGUCACUUCGCUCGACCGCCGACUGGUUGGCCUCGAAACUCACCGUGGCCGGUAUUCGAGCACUGCCGUACCACGCCGGGCUGGAAGACGAGAAACGCACCCAGACCCAGACGACCUUCCUUCGAUAUGCCACGGCGGAUCCGGGUCUCUUGCAGGCCAGGGACGACAGAAGUCUCAUGACCUCGUUCAACAUCAUUUGCGCCACCACGGCCUUUGGGAUGGGCAUUGAUGUUCCGACAAUCCGAUUCGUCAUCCACUACGGCCUACCUCGAGGCAUGGAGGCUUUCACGCAAGAGUCGGGCCGGGCGGGUCGAGACAACAAAGCGGCAUCCAGUAUCAUCUUCUACACCCGCGAGGACAAAGAGCGGUGUGAGUUCCGGGCGAGAUCCGAUGCCAACCGCGAGAAGAGCAAGGCCAAAUCCGAGGCGAGGAUGCAGUCGCUGAAAAGCAUGGUCGAUUUCUGCGAGAACACGGACAUCUGCCGCCACCAUCUGGUCUCCCGCUACUUUGGAGACCAGGCCGGGCUUGCCGACUGUUACUUUGCCUGUGAUGUGUGCAAGGAAGGGCCUGCAAGGCUGAAGAGGCGCAAGGAGAAGGGGCUGGCGACAGAGACGGAGGCAUUUGCCUUUACCCAGCGUGAACCAGUGAUGAAUUACGACUUCGAGUAA